UUUUUCUUUUCUUUUCUUUUUUUACUCUAUAUAGAGCAGACGUUCGACGAACACGAGUUUCUCAACAGCAACACGAAGAUUUCUCGAUUUGACUGCGUGAUCGGAACGUGCUAAGUUUCGAAGAAAUAUUGCUCCUUUGCAGCAUUUUUCUCCGAAAAAAAACGUCGAUCGAACGUGCUUUGGGGGGAUAUCGAAGGCAAACGAGAUAAUGAUCAUCGCGUAGAAAACAAUUGAUAAGCAAAUCGUUGUUGUUGCCUCGAAGAGAUUUACGUAUAUUCCAUAUUAGACGAAUGUUUCGCGAUUGAGGCUGAGCUUCUCGCCGUUCCGCAAAUCUGUCAAACGAAAAUCUCACGAGUAAAAUACUUGGCUGAAGUACUUGCACGUUUCUCGCUUCUCACGUUUGCCGAAAUCAGUUGAUCAUUUAUCGCAAGAUGCAUUUCGUCAAAGCGCAAAUGCCAAUACAGGCACCGCAGUGGACUGAAUUUCUUUCUUGUCCAGUUUGCUGUCAUGACUUCGAUGUGGCCAUACGUGGCCCAAUAUCCUUAGGAUGCGGUCAUACCAUAUGUCGUACGUGCCUUGCAAACUUACAUCGUAAACAAUGUCCUUUUGAUCAAAGUAUUAUCAAUACAGAGAUAGAAAGAUUACCAGUAAAUGAAGCUCUAUUGCAGUUAGUGGGAAAUCCUGUUCCGACGAAUGUGGCAACGGCUUAUCAGAAACUGUUACCACCUGAAGACCAUGCAAAUUAUUUGGUUGCUAAACGUUGUAUUGAGGAACUUGCUUUAUAUCUCAAACCAUAUCAGGCAAAUCCUUCUUUAGCUACAGGUGCAGGUCUUGUUUCUCGACCUAUGCAAAGGAAGUUGGUAACUUUAGUUGGUUGUCAAUUGGUCGAGCCAGAAGGAAGAGCACGUGCGGUAAGGGCAGCUAGAAGUUUGGGCGAAAGAUCGGUUACGGAACUAAUAUUGCAACAUCAAAACCCGCAACAACUUAAUGCUAAUUUAUGGGCUGCUGUAAGAGCUCGCGGAUGUCAAUUUCUUGGACCAGCAAUGCAAGAAGAAGUACUAAAACUUGUUUUAUUGGCUUUGGAAGAUGGAUCUGCUCUUUCUAGGAAAGUGUUAGUUAUGUUUGUAGUUCAACGUCUAGAAUCGCAUUUUCCUCAAGCUUCUAAAACCAGUAUAGGACACGUUGUACAAUUAUUAUACAGAGCAAGUUGUUUCAAGGUAUCUAAACGAGAAGGAGAUUCCUCAUUGAUGCAAUUAAAGGAGGAAUUUAGAACGUACGAAGCGUUGAGAAGGGAGCAUGAUGCUCAAAUAGUGCAAAUUGCGACUGAAGCUGGUUUAAGAAUAGCACCUGAUCAAUGGUCUGCAUUGUUGUACGGAGAUACAAGCCAUAAAUCUCAUAUGCAAAGUAUUAUAGAUAAACUUCAAACUCCUCAAUCUUUUGCUCAAAGUGUACAAGAGUUAGUUAUCGCUCUUCAACGUACUCCUGAUCCUGGACAAUUAAGUAGUUUAAGACCUCAGUUAGAAUUGCUAGCUGCAAUAGAUCCUAGCCCAGAAACUGAACCUCCUACGUUAGCAGAGUGUCGAGCAGCAUUAGAAGCUGUUAGAACCGUAGUUACAGCAUUAGUAGAAUUCAUUCAACAACAUGGUAGUCGGAAAACACAAGAUGGUACUCACACUGUUGGUCCUGGUCAACCGAAAUAUAAAGUGAGCAUGUGUCGAGAUCUUGCACUUAGAGGAUCUUGUCCUAGGUCUACUAAUUGUACGUUUGCGCAUAGUGACAUGGAACUAGAUAAAUCGAAAAGUCGAAAAUUAAGUCUCAGAUCAAGUUUACCUGGAUCCAAUAACUCGGACGUGAGGACAGAUAAAUCGGUUACAGGAUCUAAUAACAAGGCAUUCAAACAGAACGAUGAUUUAUCCUAUCAUUCCAUAAAGCCGCAUGAUAAUACUCACAGAGAAAACUUUAAUUCUAUGAACAAAGUUAAUCCAAUGCAACAUCAUAAUCCAACAAAUGAAAACAAUUUUAUCGGAUCAGUAACGAAUUAUAUGCUACCGUCACCUCAAGGGAUGUUACCUAUAGUACCGACAAAAAAUAUGGACGUACAUUGUUCUCAUUACAUUAUGCCUAAUACACCUAUCGAUUACACGGCACCUAAUGUCAGUAUCUGGGAUUCGUCGCAGAUUUCAUCUAAUAUGACAAAUGGAAUAUCUAAUACUAAAAAGCAGCGGACCGUUGCUAAAACAUUAGCAAUGUUACUACAACGUAGGAUGGAAAUAUUAAAUCAACUUGAAACGAUUGUUAAUAAACAAGUGCCACAAAUGAAAACAAAUUACGACAUGCAGGGAGAUACAUUGUCAUCGAAUUUCUCUAUAUGGACAAACACGCCAAAUAAUCCAAUGGUUUCUUCAACAAAUAUAAAUUGUAACAAUAAUUUCCGAUGCGCAGAUCCCAUUCUAUUUGAUGAUGAAUUUGUACCAUUUGAUGUAUCAUCUAAUAGUAAAUACGGACCAAUUUCUAAACUAUCCAAAAACUUAAUCAGAUCUUCUAAUGGCGUACAAUCUACUAAUUUUUAUGCGGAUAGUGGAGCACCUCCUAUAUCUGCUUAUCGACCUAUGUCAACUACAAAUUCUGUUACUUCUUGGUAUUAUGGUAAUCAACCUUAUGCUACUGUCGGUGCAAAUGGAGGAAUACAGUCUAUUAAUAAUAGUGGUUUCGGAGAUAAUUACAUUACAUUUGGUCGUAAUAUAUCCGAUACGUCAACGCACACUCAAUUUCCACGACCAGACUGCAUGUCUAAAGACUUGCUACACAAGGAGCGACUUUUACGGCGGGAGAAAGGUUAGCACAAGAAUUGCAAAUGAUUGAAGCUGGUAUCAGGGAAAAAGAAAAAGACGUACGAAAUUGGAGUCCAUAUGGUACCGUACCUUGGAUUCAAUCGUCGAACAAUUUACUUAGUUCUCAAAGUUUCCAUCAGAAUUAUAAGCCCGAAGAAGAAGAUACAUAUGAAGCAGGUAUUGCAAAUGAUAUGCGGGAAUUAGAAUUACGAUGGGAAUUUGAACUACAAGAACAGGAGAAACAUUGGUCAAACGAAGAAGAUAAUUCUAAAAAAUAAUAGUAAGAUAGUGGGUCUUACUACGUUGUUUACUUUUUAGAUCUGACCAUUAUUUGCUGAAACAUGUUUUUUUAACAUGUGCAAAUGAUUUUUUGUGCGAACUUCCAUGCAUCGGCAUGUUUAAAUUUUUUCAAAAAACAAAAAAAAAAAACCAAAAAAAAAAACAAAAAAAAAGA
Molecule: messenger RNA, 3285 nt
Organism: Heterotrigona itama
Lineage: Eukaryota; Metazoa; Arthropoda; Insecta; Hymenoptera; Apidae
Source: the annotation of a GenBank genome assembly